UUUUAAGGAAGCGCUUCGAUAUCAAGAAAAAAAAGGUAGUGCGGGCCUGGCAUUACAAAUGUGCAAAUGUAGAAAUGUGCCAUUAAGAUCACCAAGAACUAGUCCGAAGAUGAAACGUCGUUUGACAACGGUUAGGGAAGAGCCCAGAUCCCCAAGAAGCCUUUGUAAUAGUGACUUAGCUAUCUAUACUAUGGUUGUUUCAACGGCUGUGUUGAGUUAUGUGAACAGUUUAAACGGUGACUUCGUACACGAUGACAUACCAGCUAUUGUGACGAAUGGGGAUGUUGUGGGUACGAACAGUUUGAAACAGUUGUUCCUGAAUGAUUUCUGGGGGACCCCAAUGGCUGAUCCUAAUAGCCACAAGUCUUAUCGACCUCUCACGACAUUGUCUUUUAGACUAAACUACGCUCUGGCGGGGUUAAGGCCGUGGUGGUGGCAUGCUUGUAACGUGUCUCUCCACGCCGCGUGCUGCGCACUCGUUGCUCGUGCGUGUGUCACCAUAGCACGAUUGCAACGGCCAUUUGCUGCAUUAGCUGCGUUGCUAUUCGCAGUUCAUCCUGUACACACUGAGGCGGUAGCCGGCGUGGUUGGCCGAGCGGAUGUGCUGGCAUGUAUUUUCUUCCUAUCAUCGCUGUUAGUUUACCAUAGGCCUACGAGCAAUAAGAAGUGCGUCUGGCUCAGCGUCGUCCUCGGAGCUCUCAGUAUGCUGGCCAAGGAAACUGGAGUCACAAUAUUAUUGCUCAAUCUAGCGAUUGACUUUUAUAGAUGCUGGCCACUUGUAAAGCGGUCACUAUGUUCAUUGAAGAUUGAAAAGAAAUGCACGGGGUUGUCAGUGAGGACGACCAAGGUUCUGGUGUCUUUAUCAUUACUAAUAUGCCUUCGACUCGCGCUGCUACAAGGAACCUGGCCUACAUUCUCACCACAGGACAACCCUGCUGCCUUCCACCCCAGUUUCUUCGUCAGAUUGAUGACGUUUUGCUAUUUGGCUGCUUUUAACUGGUGGCUCCUCAUCUGCCCCUGGACCCUUAGUCACGAUUGGCAAAUGGGUUCAGUGCCUCUUAUCACCAGUGGUUGGGAUCCGAGGAACUUUAUCACGUGUGCUGCCUUCGGUGCCUUGAUGCUUUUGUGCUAUAGGUGUAUUACUGAUUUGGAGGUACAAAGGCACACGCCCGCUGUGAUUGGUUUGUUACUGCUGGUUGUACCCUUCGUGCCAGCCAGCAAUUUACUCGUCACCGUUGGAUUUGUCAUCGCUGAACGAGUUUUGUACAUACCGAGUGUCGGAAGCGUGAUAAUAACUGCAUAUGGAGUUCAAUUGAUGUGGUACUCGAAGCCUGGAACAAAAGCUGUCCUAGUAGUUGGACUAGCAGUUCUGGCUGCCAGUGGAGUUGCUAGAACACACAGGAGAAACGCCGACUGGCGUGAUCGAGCGACAUUAUUAAGAGCGGAUUUAGUGAGUUUACCUCAAAACGCCAAACUGCACUACAACUUUGGAAACUUUCUCCGCGAGACCGAACAGCAAGACAACGCUAUCAAACAUUACAAAGAAGCUUUGAGGUUAUGGCCGACAUACGCCAGCGCUCACAAUAACAUCGGCACUCUUAUCAGCGCUGACAGCGCUGAACAGCACUUCUUGAAAGCUAUUAAAUACAACAGACACCACGUAAACGCGCAUUACAACCUUGGAAAGCUAUACAAAAAAAACGGUCGUAUCAUUCAAGCAAUAAAAAUGCUGGAACGAUGUAUAGUCCUUCAACCGCGGUUCGUUCAAGCGCACGUGGAACUUUUAUCUCUGAAACCGGAAUCUGAGAAACCGAAAAUUUUGACGAGGUUGUUGGAAUUGGAGCCGAAUAAUUGGGAACAUUACGUGCUCUAUGGAAACUGGUUGAGGACAAAAGGCUUACCUGGAGCUGCUGCCAAAUAUUUUCUCGAAGCAACAAGACUCAGCUUUCGAAAUCGAAAUAUGGAGAAACCAAUCAGAGGGGAUUUGAUCUCGUUUAGAUCCACGGCUCUUAUGUAUAGGAGCCUAGGUCAAAAGUCUAGAACAUUACAACUCUUAACUAGAUGGCAUACGUGGCGGCGCGGUUGGCCGAGUGCGGCGGCUGCGCACACAUAUCUACGCGACUGGCGCCUCCGCCUCGAACUGGAGGGACGUGCGCUGGUCUACUCCAAGGCCGUCAACCCAACGAAAUCAACAACGUGCUUCGAUCAUUCUCAGCUAGCAGCAGGAGCUGAUAACACAGAAGUAGAUGCAAUAGCAAGAGACGAAGAAAUAGUUAAAAGUGACGAAAUAAUUAAAAGUGAAAAAAGAGACGCUGAAGAUAGUGUAAUAGUUGACAGUAACACUUGCGAUCAUAAAACGUGUGCGAUUAAAAAACGCAAUCUAUCAAUAUCAACGCAAAUUAAGACAACUCACAAUAAAUCAGAAAUUGGACUCAAACAAAAAAAGUGUACAAUGCAUAGAAAACAAAAAACCGUCAAAAAUAAUGAUGUGAUACCGAAUAUAGCGGCACCGCUUGCCGAGCACAUUUUGAUGAAGACCUUUUAAAUUAAGAACGCUUUUCUAGAAAUUUCGAGGAAAAAAAUGUGUGCUUGCAAGUGAUUUGAAUAAGUCAGUGAGGUUAGUUGUAAAAUAUGCCGACAAUAUCGCGAGGUUAAUACGUAGUUAAGUAAUGAUUUUGAAAUGAGAAAUUUAAAAAAGUUAGCUAAGGUAGGUCUUUAAAUUAUUUGUUUGUACCUUAAACGAUUAAGAAGGUAAUACAAAUUUAUUUUCAUGGUAAAAUAUUUAAAAUUUCUCAUAUCGAAAUUCUUAGAUAGGAAACUAAUUCUAAAGACAAUUUUGUAGAAAAAUAAAAAAGUUAUAUUUUUGUCAGUGAAGGAUGGUUGACUGUGUAGGGUGUUGACGCACCGAUGUUUUUACGCUAGAUUUAGGUAUUUAUGGUAAGUUAAUUUAACAUAAAGCUUUCUGUUAUGAUGUUUGAGUACACAAAUAUUGAAAACGAGACUUCGUUUGAAACAAAAUGUAUAACUGUAUUACCUCUUUAGUUUGAUGUACGAAUAGUAUAUAUAUACCUUUAUUAGAGAAAUUGUAGUCGAAUUUCAUCCUUGUUUUUGAUAUAUUUUUGUAAUAUCAUAAACUUUUUUUCGUAAUCUGGAUAUUUCUGGAUGGGUGUCUGGUAUGUGGUGUAUGGAUGUAUAGUAUCAUAUUUUUUCAUUAAUUAUUGCGGAAUUGAUUGCAAAAGGUUUAUAAUGAUUAUAAUGAUGAUAAUUUUUUGA
This is a messenger RNA of Vanessa atalanta (red admiral), 3273 nucleotides long. Its product is annotated as protein O-mannosyl-transferase TMTC1-like. Gene Ontology annotation, biological process: protein O-linked glycosylation via mannose. Bases 59 to 2545 code for a protein of 828 amino acids. The record is from RefSeq and is a predicted model, not a curated record. The transcript has 15 exons. Lineage: Eukaryota; Metazoa; Arthropoda; Insecta; Lepidoptera; Nymphalidae. Gene Ontology annotation, molecular function: protein binding; mannosyltransferase activity.